AUGGCGACCACGAAAGAGGACAUGUCGAAGUUGAUGGCCAACGUCACGCCAUGGUAUAAGGAUCCAGGACGACGGAAGCUGUAUGCUCUCCUCCUAGUGCCACUCCUGUCGUCGGCGACCAACGGCACAGUCAUGGGCAAAGCUGAUCACUUCUUACGGUACAUAGCAUUGAUGAAUGGUCUACAAUCAAUCACGUAUUACGAGGACUACUUCAAUCAUCCACAUGGAUCGACACAAGGUCUGCUGAACGCGAUCCAGAGCGUAGGCGGUAUCGUGAGCCUUUUCACUGCGCCAUACGCGGCAGACUACGGCGGCCGAAAGUGGACUAUCUUCUUUGGCUGUUUGGUUGUUGUGAUCGCUGGUCUUGUGCAAUGCUUUGCCGUCAACGUAGGCAUGUUCACGGCAGCGAGAUUCCUCAUUGGUCUUGGCUCAGGUUUCUCUGGUCUCGCCUCUCCAUUGCUCAUCACAGAGCUUGCUCACCCGUGCGAGCGCGGCAAGGUCUCUGCGCUGUAUAACACGCAGUACUACUUUGGAGGUACGACUCACACCUUUGCUAUGGAAUCAGCUGCUAACUUCCCCGAAGCCUUCCUAGGUGGCUGGAUCACAUUCGGAACACUAUACAUUGAUUCCAACUGGGCAUGGAAACUUCCCAGUCUCCUUCAAUCUGGCCCAUCCUUCGUACAACUACUACUGGUCCUACUGCUACCAGAGUCACCUCGCUGGUUGAUGUCCCGUGGCAAGGACGAGCGAGCGUUGAAGAUUCUUGCGAAGUAUCAUGCCAACGGUGACGACAAUGAUCCAUUAGUCAGACUCGAGUAUGCCGAGAUGCAGGCCACGAUCUCGAAAGGCGAGCAGAAAGGACGUUGGUUGGAGCUGGUCAACACGAAGGGCAACAGAUACCGAGCCUUCAUCUGCCUCGCCUGUGGCGUCUUUUCACAGUUCUCAGGCACCAGUUUGACUGCCUACUAUCUACAUGAUAUCUUGGUGAAGCUCGGGAUCGAAGACCCGAAGUAUCAGAACAAGCUCAACGGAUUCAUUCUCAUGGUCAACAUGAUCGAGGCCUGGUUCUGGGCUUUAAUGGUUGAUCGAGUUGGUCGACGCCCGCUAUUUCUCAUUGCAUCCAGUGGAAUGUGUUGCACAUUCGCGAUCUGGAUUGCUUUAACAGCCGAGCAAAUCCGACAUCCAGAUCAGCUUGGUUAUGGCAAAGGUGUCAUUGCCAUGAUCUUCUUCCAUAACUUCUUCUACAACUUCGCAUGGAUCUCGCUCAACGUGGCCUACCCACUCGAAAUCCUUAGCUUCAAAAUCCGGGCAAAUGGACUGUUCUUGCAGGGGCUCAGCACGAACAUCUGUCUGUUCCUAUCUCAGUACACCAUCCCACUCGGCAUCGCUGCAGGGUCGUGGAGGUUUUAUUUCUUCUUCGAGGGCUGGUUGCUCAUUCAAUUCGUGGUGGUCUACUUUUAUUUCAUCGAGACCCGCGGCGCAACUCUCGAAGAAAUCAGCAAGACGUUCGACGGCGCUGAUGCAGUGCAAGAAUUCCAGGACAAGGCUAAUCAAGUCGUUGGAAUCACCGAGAUUAGUGAGGCCGGGCGGAAGGGACGCUCGAACAGUGUUGGGGCUGGUGAUGCUGAGCAUGUGGAUGAAAUCCAUGAGGUGAAGCGGGACUGA
Messenger RNA from Cyphellophora attinorum, 1665 nucleotides. RefSeq names its product Lactose permease. Gene Ontology annotation, cellular component: membrane. The record is from RefSeq and is a predicted model, not a curated record. Gene Ontology annotation, molecular function: carbohydrate:proton symporter activity. The transcript has 6 exons. The coding region runs from base 1 to 1665 and encodes 554 amino acids. Gene Ontology annotation, biological process: transmembrane transport; carbohydrate transport. Lineage: Eukaryota; Fungi; Ascomycota; Eurotiomycetes; Chaetothyriales; Cyphellophoraceae.